UUCAUUUCACUCCAACCGAAAAAGAGAAAAGGGUUAAAUAUGUAAUUACACAUCUCAUAACUGAAUCAUCAUCGAAUCUCCAUUUUCACCCAAUUCCCAAAAUUAGGGUUUCACAUUCUCCCAAUUUCAUCAAUCAAUCAAUGAAAGAAACCAACGGCAAAAACACUAUCGAAAAACCAGAUCAAGAUCAAAAUCAAGAUCUAGGAUUCCAUUUCUUAGAAUUGAGUCGUAGAAAAGCGAAACUAGAUUCAGAAGAUUUUGAAGUUGAUGAUGAAGAGAAAGAGGAAUCACCGAGUGAGUUGAAUACGAUAAAUUCUUCAGGAGGUUUUGUUGUUGUUGCAACGGAUAAGCUUUCGGUGAAGUAUACGAGUGUGAAUCUUCAUGGUCAUGAUGUUGGUGUUAUUCAAGCGAAUAAAGUUGCACCGAUGAAGAGGAUUGUUUAUUAUUUUGAGAUUUUUGUUAAGGAUGCUGGGGUUAAAGGGCAGGUUUCGAUUGGGUUUACCACCGAGAGUUUUAAGAUGAGGAGACAACCUGGGUGGGAGGCUAAUAGCUGUGGAUAUCAUGGGGAUGAUGGUUUCCUUUAUCGUGGACAGGGUAAAGGGGAAGCUUUUGGUCCAACCUAUACCACUGGUGAUAUAGUUGGUGCUGGAAUUAACUAUGCAGCUCAGGAAUUCUUCUUCACUAAAAAUGGACAAGUUGUUGGCACAGUUUUUAAAGAAAUGAAGGGUCCCCUUUUCCCAACUGUUGCUGUUCAUAGCCAGAAUGAAGAGGUACAUGUCAACUUUGGGCAGAAACCAUUCACCUUUGACCUAAAGGAAUAUGAAGCACAAGAAAGAAUGAAGCAGCAAAUUAAAAUAGAGGAAGUUCCCGUGUCACCAAAUGCCAGUUAUGGAAUUGUCCGUUCCUACCUGCUACACUAUGGCUAUGAAGAUACAUUGAAUUCAUUUGAUGAGGCUAGCAGGAGUACCAUUCCUCCUAUAAAUAUAGUGCAAGAAAACGGUAUUGAUGACCAGGAAACAACAUAUGCAUUGAAUCACAGAAAGACUCUACGGCAGCUAAUCAGAGAUGGGGAGAUUGAUGCUGCAUUUGGUAAAUUGCGUGAAUGGUAUCCCCAGAUUGCUGAGGACAAUACAUCAGCUAUGUGUUUUCUGCUUCAUUGCCAAAAAUUUAUCGAACUAGUUCGGGUGGGAGCACUGGAAGAGGCUGUCAAAUAUGGAAGAAUAGAAUUGUCAAGUUUUUUUGGGUUGUCUCUCUUUGAGGAUAUAGUUCAGGACUGUGUUGCUUUGCUGGCCUAUGAACGACCGUUGGAAUCUGCCGUUGGUUAUCUUCUGAAAGACUCGCAGCGCGAAGUUGUAGCCGACGCAGUAAAUGCAAUGAUAUUGUCUACAAAUCCCAACAUAAAAGUAACGAAAAAUUGCUUGCACUCCAAUCUCGAGAGGUUACUAAGACAGCUCACUGCAUGUUGCUUAGAGAGACGAUCGUUGAGUGGAGAGCAAGGAGAAGCUUUUCAACUUCAGAGAGUGCUUAGCAGUGGUAAAAGAAGCUAGUGCUAUAUCUCUAUUGAUCUUCUAACUCUGCUGUUCAUAUCACCCUUUUUGGUUUUGUAACAAUGCCAAAUGAUCAAAUUGAUCUUCGGGUCUCAUGCCGCGGAGUCCUCCCACCUAUGUACAUGUAGACUAUCUUUUAAGGGGGUGGGUUUUGUAUAUGCAUGUAAGUUUGUAACUUUUUAAUAAUCAAAACGAUGGAAAUUAGAAAUUGAACUAGUCAUGAUUUCAAUUUUAGCUGUAAAAUAUACAAGCUUCUGUUUCUGUUUUGUUGUGCUUCUGUAUUCAAUCUUAGCUAUAAAAGAAAAUUGGUCUCUUA
This is a messenger RNA of Medicago truncatula (barrel medic), 1863 nucleotides long. RefSeq names its product ran-binding protein M homolog. The record is from RefSeq and is a predicted model, not a curated record. NCBI's taxonomy places the organism in Eukaryota, Viridiplantae, Streptophyta, Magnoliopsida, Fabales, Fabaceae. The transcript has 10 exons. The coding region runs from base 141 to 1547 and encodes 468 amino acids. Gene Ontology annotation, molecular function: protein binding.